CAUAAAGCACUGCUCCUUCCCGAGAGUGGGUUGAUGAGGGCUUCCCGCAGAGGAGCGCCCGGGUAUUAUGCCCCCGAAAUGUAUGGGCGCCCCGACGGGCAGAAGGUGGUGACCGCCAAGCUUGACGUCUUUUCGUUUGCAACUGUUGUAUGGGAGAUGUUGUCUAAGAAGGCAUUGCCCUCUAUGAGAUUCACGGAUAUGCAGGUUUGCAAACGACUCAUUGUGCUCCGCAGAGACCCGGCACAGAACCUGUAAUGAAAGGAGUAUUCCCCGCGCAAAUUGACUCGGUGUGGCCUGCGGACUUGCGGAAUGUUAUAAUGUCCGGAUGGAAUUGGUGGCGGGCAUUCAGACCCUCAAUGACGAAGUGGUUAAAGACUUGGGUGGUGAGGACCAAAGCAGUGAGGAUUUGACAAGACUAGAGCAAGAGAACGCGAGACUACGGAGUCGGGCGGGAAAAUCCGAGCAGGAUCGUGCAAGAUGGGAGGACGCGAACCGGAGAUCCCAGCUCGAGGUGGCCCGUUACGAAGCGGAAAGGUCAAUACUGGACGAAGAGAAUACCAGACUCCGAAAGCGGAUCACGGAACACAACGAGGAUAAGGCAGCACUGGACGAAGCGAUCGCUUUAUUACGGUCCGAAGCCAUACUCCACAGAGCGAACUGGGCGAGACGGGGGGAGGAGAAUGCGAGAUUACCCGCACAGGCCACACGAGACGAGAGAGACAGGGCCGUACUGGAAGGGGAGAUCAGAUAUCGGAAGAGAGAUAUCGGGAUGCCCUCCAAUGGGCAAAUGACGCGAUACAAACGGGCAAAGCCCUCGAGUUGCGGAUCGAAUCCUCGGGAUGCCCUCCAAUUGGCAGAUGACGCGAUACAAAAGGGCAGCGCCCUCGAGUUGCGGAUCAAAUCCUUGCAGGGCGAAUGCACGAAGCUCGGCAGCGAACAGCGCGACCUGGAAGGGCGGAUCAGAGAAUCGGAAGAGAGAUAUCGGGAUGCCCUCCAAUUGGCAGAUGACGCGAUACGAAAGGGCAACGCCCUCAAGUUGCGGAUCAAAUCCUUGCAGGGCGAAUGCACGAAGCUCGGCAGCGAACAGCGCGACCUGGAAGGGCGGAUCAGAGAAUUGGAAGAGCAGAAGCUCAGUCGCAAAGGCCAGAUAGACCUUUGGGAGAAAGUGCUCUUCUUAGUGUCCCUGGGGCUCAUUUUGGCGGGAAUCAUCUGGACCCAAGUCCACAGUCGAAGCUAUCAAUUUGGGGAAGCGCUGUUUGAUUUCAGACUUUUCAGAUGGCGUCCGUUUUGAAGGUGCUUUUAAUCUGUGGAUCUCUUCAUUUGAUAAGGCGGUCCGGCGUAUGAACCUCUAUUAUAUCUCCAGACCCGAUGGGAUCACAUACAUGUACACAAAAGGACCCUGAACACCCUAACCCUAGAGUAGAUGUGACGUACUAUUAUAAUAGCUUCUUCUAUUCGGCAGUGUAUCAAUACUGAAACGGUCGUUAUGUCGUGGCAUCAACGUUGCAUGUCAGGCUGUCAAUCCAGCAA
Messenger RNA from Fimicolochytrium jonesii, 1530 nucleotides. RefSeq lists its product as uncharacterized. The coding region runs from base 326 to 1291 and encodes 321 amino acids. The record is from RefSeq and is a predicted model, not a curated record. The transcript has 2 exons. NCBI's taxonomy places the organism in Eukaryota, Fungi, Chytridiomycota, Chytridiomycetes, Spizellomycetales, Powellomycetaceae.